AUGUCGACUCUAUAAUCUCUGAACAAUGCCUUCAAAAAGUUCAAUGUCUACACCAGACCUGUGAGUUUAUUGCUUCUCAAAGAACAAGGCCAUAGAACAUAUUUAGGAGUCUUUCUCACAACUGUCCUAGUGAGCCUUGUAAUUCUGGUUUAUUACAGUGGACUUGAAUCGCUUAUUGUCAGAAAUAACCCAAGCGUUAUCACAUAUACACAAUACUAAGAGCAUUAAAGUGCGUUUUAUUUGACACCUUAAAAUUUCAGCAUCGCCAUCGCUCAGAAGGGAUAUGAUCUCUUGGAUUCCUAUAUCCUGGAGGGAGCCCUGGGAGGUAUAGACAGUCCGAUUUACCAGGAAAUCCCUUUGACCAGAUGCAUCGAUUUCCAAUUCAAUGAUCCCACUUUGAAUGCGUAUUUUGAUAAGGCAGAUCAAAUCUGGUACUGCAUAGAUUGGAGUUCCAUUAGUUAACUCGUUAUUGAGGGAGGUUUAGAAUCCUCCAAAGACAAAUCAUUAUAAAUCAUAGUUAAAUAAUGCACUUCAAUUACCUAAUGUACAUAUCCAAACGUAUUGGAUAGUGAUCAAUUCAUAUUUAAAAUGACAUCAGCCAACACCGACAUAUCCAAUUUCAAAACACCUGCAUCCCUCAUCGGCAAAACAUUCAGUCUUACAUCCCUCUCAAACUUUGCCAAAAAGUUGAACAUCAUCCUCCAACCACAACAAACACAAACCGAUAACGGAUACAUCACUCAAGACUAGUAUUAGGAAACGAUGCUCUCAAUUUCUAACUAUUAUGAAACCAUCCUGGAUAAAGAUUCGGAUAAGCAUGUCUUCGAAAUCAAUAUUUCACUUGAUCAAAAAACCCUAGUUACUUAACGCUCCUAUCCCAGAGUCUAUCAAUUCUUAGGAGAUAUUGGAGGCUUCUGGGAAAUCAUCUUUCUGUGUUCCUUAUUGUUCAUCAUGCCCUUCAAUAAUCUAUCUUACAGAGUGGCUUUAUUGAAUGAAUUGUUCAAUUUUGAACUAGACUUUGACCACAAAAUACAUCCUGAACAUAGGGGUAGUUCAAAAGUCAAGGAAAUCUUAAAUAAAUCGGUUCAACUUGAAAAAUUCAAUAGAAUGUCCAAGGUUGCAGAACAUGAAGAAUAAUAAAAAUCUAAACUAUUGGAUUAAAUUUCGAGUGACAUCACUCAAUUUUUCAAAGAAUAAGAAAGUAAAUUAGAUCUUCAAUUUUUUGAUUAUUUCGGUUGUUGCCAAUGCAAAAAGGGAGGCAAGAGGGAUCUUAUUAAUUUCUCUAUGGGUAAAAUCACUCACACUCUAGAUAUUACUUAUAUCAUUAAAAAACUUUAAGAAAUCGAUAAAUUAAAAUUGAUUUUAUUAAAUUCUGAUUAAAUCAAACUCUUUGAUUAUUUACCUAAACCCAAACUUGGAUUACACAUGAAACCAGGUGAAAAUGAAUACUGCUCUAUUCUAAAACCAGAACUAUCCGAUCUUGACAAAGCAUUAGAAGCCCAAAAGGCCUUUUAAUCCCUUCAAGACUAGGAUGAUGAAAUUACACCCAAACUUGUAAAGCUUUUAGACGACGAUCUAGUUUCCUUAUUUAAACUAUAAUUAAAUAAGGGCGUUAAUCGCUUUGUUAAAAAGCCAGGUCAAUUAGCUGAUGCAGUCUAAUAAUUGAUGCUCAUGAAUGCAAAAGAAAAAGAAAAUCAAAAGUCUAAGGAUAAGAAGAAAGAUAAAAAGAAAAAGAAAAAAGAUGAUUCUAGUAAUUCAGAUGACUCUGCCUCUUCUGGUUCUGAAAAAGAUUGA
Molecule: messenger RNA, 1794 nt
Organism: Paramecium tetraurelia
Lineage: Eukaryota; Ciliophora; Oligohymenophorea; Peniculida; Parameciidae
Exons: 3
Biological process (GO): reciprocal meiotic recombination
Cellular component (GO): nucleus
Molecular function (GO): double-stranded DNA binding
Source: RefSeq, a predicted model, not a curated record